Molecule: messenger RNA, 6024 nt
Organism: Closterium sp. NIES-65
Lineage: Eukaryota; Viridiplantae; Streptophyta; Zygnematophyceae; Desmidiales; Closteriaceae
Source: the annotation of a GenBank genome assembly
AUGGAUUCUGUAGAUAGUUCCCCGGGUCCGUCCAUGCCUCGUCCGCACCACCAUUCCUCCCACAGCAGCGGCAGCUUACCCGCCUCUUCUCUCGCUGGCGGAACCUCUUCCAAUAGCAGCUCCCCUUACUUAGGUGGAAGCGGAGGCAAUUCCGCCCUAGGCGGGCGGCGGAGCAGCAGCAACGACUUGCUAGUAGCGGCGCCGUCGGUCUCCUCCUCUUCUCUUUCCACUGGCCCCGUUUCCCCUCACCAAUUCCUCCCCCCGCAUCUCGCGGCAAUGCAGCGCCGUCGCAACCAGUCGUAUUCCCCUUCUUCUUCCCCCGGCCCUCCGUCAACCGUCCGCGCAAUGGGGACCCCUCCGCCAGCGCCUCUUUUAGGAGAGGCGGCGGAUAUGUCUGCGCGAAGCAGCAGCGCCUUAGGCGGCGGUAGUAGUGAUAUCGCUGACAGCGGAGGUACUCGUGGGGGAGGCGGAGGCGGAAGCGGAAUCGGAAGCGGCGGAGGCCGGGUUCCGGUGUUCACGCGCUCGCUGUCCACCAACUCCCCGACGUUGUCGCCCGUCCACCCCUCGUACUCCGCCGGAAAUCCCGCUCCCAGUUACCCCCCUCCUUCCUCCACCGUUUCCCCGCCUUUACCCGUGGCUCCUUCCGCCAAUGCUCCGCCGUCUGGCGCGCUCCCUGGGCCCGCGCUCCCCCCGCUGUCGUCGUCACACGCGAGCAUGUUUGUGGGGCAAUCGCGCGCCAUGAUGAUGCUGCUGGACCGUUGGACGGGCCGCGUCGUACAGGCGAGCGGGUCGGCGGUGGCAGCGGUGGGCCUGAGCCGUGAGCAGCUGGCGGACGUGUCGCUGCUGGAUGUGGCGCAGGGCGUGCGCAUGGCGCAGUGGCGCUCCGCCGUCGCGGACGUGUUCGCGGGGGGCGAGGGGGCCACCGCUGUGCUGCGCUUCUCCCUGCCGGAGUCCCUGAGGGGAAAUCUAGCGGGCUACAGUGUGGACCUCACGCUACAGCCCUGCCGCCCCGUGCCCGACCCAAGAGCUGUCGUCGGCACACUCGCACUCGUCCGCUCCUUCCCUGCUGGCAGUGCUGCUGCUGCUGCCGGUGCUGGUGGUGGGUCUGGGGCUGGUGCUGGUGCUCGCCUUCCUGUGCCUUCAUCUGCCGCUCGCGCCGGUGGCAGCAGCAUGGGUGGAGGUGGUCCCGGUCCCCUGCCGUGUUCUGUCAGUGUGGACACUGCUGCUUCUCUUGCUGCCAUAGCGAACCGCCACGCCGCCGGCACCAUCCCGACCAGCAUCAGCGCCACAUCAGACGAUAACGAGGACGGCGACGCCAUUUCUUCCUCCUCUGCUUCUGCUGCCGCCGCUGCUGCUGAUGGUGGUGGUGGUGGUGCUUCGGUGGGUGGGUCAAAGAAGCUCAUGCGGAAAUUCGCCUCGCUGCUCUCCGCAGGAGGGAAGGCCCCGUCUCGCCUAGCCUCGUCCCCAGGCUCGGAUAGCGGAGGCUCGGCGCCGCUGUCGCUUGUGAUCGCCGACCCUACCUCGUUUGACAGUGGUCCGGAUAGUGGGGGCAGCAGCAAGGGAGGGGACAGUGAGGCUGGGGGUGCUGCUGCUGCUGCUGGGGGUGGGGGAGGAGGAGGGAAAGAAGGAGGGAAAGAAGGAGGAGGGUGGUGGGAGCGGCAUGGGUUCGAAGUGCAGACACCCGGAAGGCGGUUGAUUCGGCGGUGGGGGUCAGUGGGAGGCUUUGGGGAGAAGGGAGGAUCGUCAGGAAGGGACGCCUCAACCCCCUCCUCCUCCUCACACUACUCUAUCUUCUCCAAUCGCCCUCCUCCAGGGGAGAAGCAGAGGGGCGGAGGUGCGGGAGGAGUGGGAGGAGUAGGAGGAGUAGGAGGAGAAGGAGGGGGAGCAUCUCCUGUGUCGUUUGGGCCUGGGUAUGACAAGGGGGGGGGUGCAGGGGGAGGGGGAGCGGGAGGGGGAGCGGGAGGGGGCGGAGAUUGGAGAGCAACAGCGGCUGCAGCAGUUGCUGCUGUUGAAAGUGCUGCUAGUAGCAAAUGGCAGGAGGAGGAAGGCGACGGUUCCCCUGUACGUAGCAAGAGUCAGGGUGCGAGUGGGAUGGCAGCAGGAGGAGUAGGGGCAAGAGCAGGGGUAGCAGUAGUAGGAAGAGACGACUCGCCUGUACGCCUGAGUCUCCCUCCUUCCUUCGUCAGGCGCAGCAGCAGCACAGGCAGCACGUCAGCCCCGCCUCUUUCGCUCCCCCACGGCCCCCCUGCUCUCCCCCACGGCCCCCCUUCCCUGAAGAACUCGCUGAGCCUUGUUAUCCCCACAGAGGGGGAUGAUGAAUCGGGCGGUGGGGGAGAGGAUGAGGGGAGCGACUUGGGGGAGAGUGUUGGAGAGGCUGGGGAUGGAGGGGACGGGACGCCGGGGGAGUAUGGGUCGGAAGGAGGUGGGGGAGGGGGUGCAAGAGGAUUGGGCUUCAAGCCUCCGUUAGCGGUGGGAGGUAUGGGCGGGACAGGCGCGGGAGCAGCAGCGGGUGUGGGUAUGGGGGUUGUUGGAGGAGGUGUGGGAGGAGGUGUGGGGGAGCGGUCAGGGAGGCCUGCAAGGAGGCGGUUCAUGGAGGUGCAGACGCCAGGGCGGGCCAUGUGGCGGUCGUCUAGCUUCAAGAGCGGGCGCGACAGGGAGAAGGACGAAGCCGCACUGACAUCCUUGGCUCUGGCGGAACAGGGGGAGGGGGAGGUGGUGACGGCGGGGGAUCUGAUUCAUGGGACGUCUGCGCCUAGCAGUCCCAGGGCCACCAGCAAGGUGGUGAGUCUGGCGGGGGGCCAAGUGUGGGGCGCUGCUGUGGCUGUGGGUAGGAGCAGCAGCAGUGGCGGGGAGGGGACUGGCACGAGUAGCGGCGGUGGCAGUGCUGGUGGUGCUGGUGGUGGUGGUGGUGCUGCUGCUGGUGGUGGUGGUUUUGGUGAUGCUGGUGUCAGGCUGAAAGGAGUUCGAGGGUCCGACAAGGAGCGAGCGCGGCGAGGGAAGAAGGGAGGGCUUGCGGAGGAAUGGGCCGAUCUGGGAGGAGGAGGAGGCGGAGGAGGAGGUUUGAAGGGAUUGGGGAGCAAAGGGGUAGGCGGAGCGCGGUGGCUGGCCCCUAUGAACGCACUCUUUUCCAACAAGAGCAGCAGCAGCGAGAGCAGCAAGGGGGCAGGAGGGUUCCCCGGGAUGCCCAAGCCAAAGAAGCUGAUCAAGGGCAACUGGGACAUGUGGGUGUGCGAGGGGUGGGACAGCAUUGCUGCUGGAGACAUUGAUCUUUCCCAGCCUCCAGGGGCAGCAGGGCCAGGCGGAGCAGCAGCAGCAGCAGGAGGGGGAGGAGGAGGAGACGGGGGUGGUGGACUUGGACCAACAGCAGGGGGGGGAGCAGGGGGAGCAGGGGGAGCAGGGGGAGGGGGAGAGGGCAAGAAGCACAGUUUCGCGGCGUUUGUGCCGCGGCUGCACGUGUCUGGAGGGUUGGAUGAGCCGGUCCGGAGCAGGAGCGUGGGGCGCAGUGGGCUGCGGCCUGAGGUUGUCACCCCUGGGCCCAGGGCCAAGGGGAGGGGCCUGUGGGGCUCUGAGAGGGGCGCAGGCGCUGCUGCUGCUGCUGCUGCUGCUGCUGCUGCCGCUAAUGCUGUUGCUUCUUCUUCUUCUGCUGGAGAUCUCUUGCCUGCUGGUAUUUCUGCUGGUGGUGCUUCUGCUGCUGCUGCUGGCGCUGCUGCCGCUGCUGGUGCUGGUGCAGAAGCAGGGGCGGAUCGGAGGAGGAUGCUGAUGAAGCUGCGAUCCGGUCGCAGGGGGGGGUCCCGUGGGGAGAUGGAUUAUGCGGCAAUGAACCUGCGUGCUGCUCUUGAUGGGGACGCGGGCGAUGGUGAAGGAAGGGCAGGCGAGGGGAAGAAUGGUGAGGUGAAGGUGGCGGAGAGCAGGAGCAGCGAGGGGAGUAAGGUUGCAGGGGAGGGGGCAGGAGAGGGAGUGAGGGAGGGCGACGGGGAGGGGAGUGGUGGGAAGGGCAGGGAGGGCAGGGAGGGCAAGGAAGGCAGGGGGGACAAGGAGGGGGUGACGGGGAUUGAGAAGCUGGAGCCUCGGAGAAUGCUGAUGCGCCUACGGUCUGGCAGGAGGAGUGGUUCCCGGGGAGACCUGGACUUUGGUGCUCUGGGUAGAUCAACCGGGGCAGGGGGGUUGGGGGCAGGAGGAUUGGGCCCAGGGGGAUUGGGCGGUGGAACGGUGGGGCCAGGAGGGGUGUCCGGAGGAGGAGGGGGAGGAGGGCGCGGGGGAAUGGGAGAAGCAGGUGGGGCUGGGGAGGGAACGAAUGAGGAGAGUGGCAAGGGCAGUGGAAACAGUGUGUCUGGGGGAGAUGGUGUGGGAGAGACAGGUGAGAGCCAUCCAGACGCUGUUGGUGCUGCCAGUGGUUUCGCUGGUGCUGCUGUUGCUGCUGGUACUGCUGGUACCGCUGGUGCUGCUGGUGCAGGUGAGCGUGGGCUAGCGAAGGGAGCAGACGAGGGAGAGAGGGACAACGAUACCGCUGGCAAGGUGGUGGUGGUGGUGGAGAGGCCUGAUCCACGGAGGAUGCUGAUGAAGCUGCGGUCUGGGCGGCGGGAGGAUCUGGCUGAUAGCGCUGUGACGUGCGUGGGAAGUGAGGAGGGCGGGGUGCGGGGAGGCACGGGUGAUGAGGCAGGGAAGGGAGGGAGGGGAGGUGAGAAUGGGCUGUUUGGAGGGAGUGAUGAGGGGAAGGAAGAGGGGGAGCGGAAGGGGUCUGCUGAUGUAGGAGGUGCCGAGGCAGCAGCAGCUGCAGCAGCAGGAGGAGGAGGAGUAGGAGUAGGAGUGGCACCACCAGCAGCAGUGCCGGCAGCAGCAGCGAGGCCUGUACGCGGGCCGAUGUUAAUGAAAAUGAAGUCUGGGAGGAGGGAAGACAUCUGGGAUGGGCGGGACGCUGAGGCAGCGAAGGAUAAGGAGAGGGAGAGGGGUGAGGAGGGAGAUGGGAAGGCGGCGAGUGGUGCACCGAUGGAGGGGAGGUUGGUAGAUAUGGGGGGGGAAGGCAGAGGUGAGAAUGCAAGGAAUGAGAGGGGCGAAGCAGGCUUGGUUGUGGGGAGCGACGAGAAUGCUGAUGCAACCGCGGUGGUGCUUGCUGUGGGGAGGGGGGAGGCGGAUGAAGCGAGCCAGCUGGCAGAGGAAAAGGCAAAGGUAAAGGCAGAGGCAGAAGUAAAGGCAAAGGCAGAGGCAGAACGAGAGGCAGAGGAUAAAAGGAUGCAAGAGCAAGCGAGGGAGGAGGCGGUUAGGCGAGAGCUGCAGCAAUUGGAAGAGGAAAUGGCAGCACUAGAGUGCAUGCUGGGUGGUCUGAGGAGUGUGCAGGAGCAGACGAAUGCCCUGGAGAAGGAGGGCACGCAUGGGGAUCAGGAGGAGGAGGAGGAGGAGGAGGAGGAGGAGGAGGAGGAGGAGGAGGAGGAGGAGGAGGAGGAGGAGGAGGAGGAGAAGGAGGAGGAGGAGGAGAAGGAGAAGAGAGCGGGGAGCAGUGAGGAGAAGGAAGGGAAGGACAAGGAGAAGGAAGGGAACGAGGAGAAUGGUGGUGGGGGGAGUGAGGAGGAGGAUGGUAGCGUAGUGGAGCAUGGGAGUGAAGGCAAGGAGGAGGGUGAUGUGGCCGUGAUGGCUGAUGUGGAAGGGGGGGAGGGGCAAGGGGAGGUGGAGGAUAGGGCAUCUCUGGGCUUCGCUGUUCUGCAGGCCCCCUCUGGGCGCCUACUGCUGACCAACCCUGCCCUGCCCCUCCUGCUGGGCCUGCCCCCUUCCGCUCUUGCCCCCGGCACGUGCCUCCCUGCGCCUCUUCCCGAGACGCAAAGAGCUGCUGUUCAGGCAUGGCUGCAACAGGCUUCUGCAGGCGUCGCAAGUGCCCCUCUUUCUCUCUGCAUCAACACACCUCCAGUGCACACCGACGCACAAGAGCCCCCCGUUUCAACAGUAACUCUCCUCUCCGCUCCACACCUCCUUCCCCCAUCAGCUACUCAGUCCCCUCUUCUGACCGUUCUUGUAAUGAAGGGCGUUGUGUGA